Dendrobium catenatum is the source of this 2992-nucleotide messenger RNA. RefSeq names its product pentatricopeptide repeat-containing protein At2g02980, chloroplastic-like. Bases 406 to 2244 code for a protein of 612 amino acids. Gene Ontology annotation, molecular function: zinc ion binding; protein binding; RNA binding. Lineage: Eukaryota; Viridiplantae; Streptophyta; Magnoliopsida; Asparagales; Orchidaceae. The record is from RefSeq and is a predicted model, not a curated record. Gene Ontology annotation, biological process: RNA modification. The transcript is spliced from 4 exons.
AAUUUCCAAAAAAAUUUCUAUUUCCUACUGCUUUUCCUCUGCUCCGCUCGACUCCUAUUUGCUCUCGGCCUUCGCGAUUCGUCUGCUCCGCUCGACUUCCUCCUUUCUCCUUCUCCACUCCCAUAAGCCGCCCGACGUUUUCGUGUCCGCCUCAAAAAUUAGAAAAAUUUACCAACAUACUGCACUCUUUCUCCCACCUUGCUUUUUUUUUUUUUUAAUACUAUAGAGUUCGGCUAGACCUAUACCUCUUCCUUGAAGACAACCUACUAGGAACUUGCGGUGCUCGACGCCUCCACCAAUCGACCUCGCCGUCUCCAGCAAACUACAGAACGCCUUGCCAUACACGCCAGCAGACCUCGCAGCAGACUCAUUUCUUCUACAUCCUCCCAAAAAAAAUCGGUUGAAAUGUCCGUAAGCGCAUCUGCAAUGAUGAUAACAACUGUGUCUCCUGCCAUUGUUCAAAAAUCACAGGAGUCCCUGCCUCUCAGCCUCCUACCAAAAUGCUCCUCCCUCCGAGAAAUCCAACAGCUCCACACCUUUGCCAUCAAGUCCCACCUUCAUUGGGCCAACUCUUUCCUCUCCAAGCUCAUCGACGCCCUGACCCUCAGUCCGACGCCUCCAUCCAUGUACCAUGCCCACAAGCUGUUCGACCAAAUUUUCCAUAGGGAUGUUGUACUAUUCAACACACUUAGCCGCGGUUACUCACGUUCGCAUGAACCGCACCAAGCCAUUGUCCUCUUUUGCCAGAUGCUUGAGGCUUCCAUUGCCCCUGAUGCCUACUCCUUCCCCUCCCUACUCAAGGCCUGUGCAUCCGCCCACGCCCUCUGUGAGGGGAAGCAGGCACAUGCGGCCGCCGUCAAAUGCGGCUUCGCUUCUAAUGCUUUCGUGCUCCCCACCCUCAUUAACAUGUACUCCCAAUGCGGUGACGUCAAAGCCGCCCGCACCAUCUUUGACCAUGGGACCGACCUGUGCGUCAUCUCUUACAAUUCCAUGAUCACAGCCUGUGUGCAGAGCAGUCGACCAAGCGAGGCAUUGGUGUUGUUCCGAGAGAUGCAGUCUAGGCGGCUCCGUCCUACCAAUGUCACGAUGCUCGGAGUUUUUGCCGCUUGCGCUUUGAUAGGGGCACUUUACCUUGGAAAGUGGAUCCAUGAGUAUGUGAAGAAGAACGGCUUCUCAUCCUAUGUUAAGGUGAACACAGCACUCAUCGACAUGUACGGAAAGUGCGGUAGCUUGGAAGAUGCUAUCGGAGUGUUCAAGGGGAUGGAGUUUCGAGAUACGCAGGCAUGGUCGGCCAUGAUUGUGACUUACGCGAUUCAUGGACAGGGUAUUUUGGCACUCAAGCUGUUCGACGAAAUGCUCCAAAAGGGAGUUAGACCGGACGGCAUAACCUUUCUGGGAAUCCUAUACUCUUGCAGCCACUCGGGCAUGGUUGAGCAAGGCCUUGGAUAUUUCCGCAUUAUGUUCAGUGAUUACGGAAUCCUUCCGGGAAUCAAGCAUUAUGGUUGCAUCGUUGAUUUGCUGGCUCGAACAGGGAAGCUAGAAGAGGCUUAUGAUUUUAUCAAUGGUUUGUCGAUCGAGCCAACGCUGAUUCUGUGGAGGACUUUGUUGUCAGCCUGCGCAGGGCAUGGGAAUGUUGACCUCGGUAAAAAAGUGUUUGACAGAAUCAUUGAAUUGGAUGAUUCACACGGCGGUGACUAUGUGAUCUUAUCAAACAUGUGUGCAUUGAAUCGAAUGUGGGAGGAUGUGAACGAGAUUCGGAAGUUGAUGGGUGAGAGAGGGGUGGUGAAGGUGCCAGGAUGCAGCUCCAUUGAGGUUGACAGCAAGGUGCACGAGUUCUUCGCCAGUGAUGGGAAACAUCCAGAUUCUAAGAAGGUCCAUAGGAUGGUGGAUGAGGUUAUGGAGCAACUCAAGGUGGUUGGUUAUGUCCCUGAUACUUGUAAGGUGCAUCAUGUGGAUCUCACGGAGGAGGAAAAGGAAGUGAGCCUUAGAUAUCACAGCGAGAAGCUAGCGAUCGCAUUUGGGCUCUUAAACACGCCGCCAGGAUCAACUAUUCGGGUAGUGAAGAAUCUCAGAAUCUGCAGUGAUUGUCACUCAAUGGCGAAGCUGGUAUCCAUGGUGUUUGGAAGGCAGAUAAUCCUUCGGGAUCUCAAUAGGUUCCAUCAUUUUGCCGAUGGACAAUGCUCUUGUGCUGACUACUGGCCUAUACCUCUUCCACCCAAUCGCUCCUUGAAGACAACCUACUAGGAACUUGCGGUGCUCGACGCCUCCACCAAUCGACCUCGUCGUCUCCAGCAAACUACAGAACGCCUUGGCAUACACGCCAGUAGACCUCGCAGGUUCUAUGUUAUUUAGCUUGGCCGGCCUUCUUUCUCCUCUGGAGGGUUUCGAUUUCUGUUUUGGCCUUUUGGAACCUAAAUCCUGAAGUCGGUUUCACCUGGUUCAGUUUUGCUAUUCUGAUUUUUUAUCAAUUUCAGACCUGGGACAGGUUUUUUUGGAAAUGUGGCUUUUUUGUUUCGCUUCCACAUUCCAGUUUGCUUAUGGAUCUUUUUACCAGCACCUCUCGGGUAUACAUCAAAGACUAUGGCAGUAUUUUUGUGGUGGUCAUGGGCCAAAUGGACGAUGAUGAGCAAGGACUGUCUCUCCGAGCUAUGGAGGGUCUUUUUGGCAACCUGACUCGUUUUUGUGGCUUCUUCUUGACUAGCUGGAGGCACUGUGAUGGCCAGUUUUGCUGGGUUACUCGACGCUUACUCAGGUUUUGUGGGCAACCAGUGCCACCGUCUGCUUCAAUUCAAUCUAGAUUCUGAAAUUACUUGAUGAUUGAGACAGCGCCUGAUUUCUGAGUCUAAUGUUGUUGCCAAUUUCCAUUUACUUUUCUCUGCUAUAGUCUUUGAGAAUUUUGUUUAGUUUUAGCUCUUUGCCUUUCUUUCCUACUUGUUACUUGUAAUUUGAAUUUCCUUUUUUAAUAUAUGGGCUUUUCACGCCCCGGGUUUAC